AUGUGAAUGGCAUUAUAUUACAUUAUCUGUGGUUAAUGACAUUUCUCUGUAGUAGCCUACUGUUUGUAUGUCCACAAGUCUUAAUUUAGCAAUGCAGAAUAUAUGUCAUCGUUCAUAGACAAAAUAUGGAUAUCAUAUGCAGAUGCAUUUCGAAUCACGUUGCAAGGACCAGGUUGUACUAGCGUACAGUGACCAGCUGGAGGAGUGGUAGACAUUUAUUUUGGCAUCCCUUUUAGUCUUGCGAUGGGUCUCGCUACAUGAAUGAAUGGAGAGUCGGUGUGUUUAGGACCAUGGGGGAAGGGUGUGUGUGUGAGCGUCCGCCGCAGCCCUGCCCAGCCUAUUCUUUCUCCUGACGUCCUUCCUUGAUGCGAGUGUCACACGCUGCUGGGGAUGAACAUUUUACAGCCACUGUACAGUUUUUAUGUUUGGGAACAUUGACAUACCCUGCCUCUUCGAAAAGGAUAUCGUUCACUGGUCUUUGUUGGGCCGGGAGUGCUCGAGAUACGCUUAAUAGUUUGGAUUUCGUAUCGUACCCGCUGUUGUUUAUUUAUUAAUAUAGUGUUUUCCUGGAAAUGUACACAGAUGACUCUUUGAAGGGGACACUGCGUCCGUGGGAGUGGUUUAUUUUCUCUGGACAACCCAGUCUCAUUGAAAAAAUGAGUCUGUUUUCCUCUGUUUGAUGCUGCGGUAGCUCGUUUUCUUCUUCUUCUUCUGUUCUGCUUUUGUUUUCUGUCUGUCUGUCUCGUGAUUUACAGUCGUUGACGGCUGAUUCGUAAGGAUUCAACAUACAUUUCUGCAAACCAGACGCUGUAUAUGGACAUGGUAUGAGGACAGUUGAGCGAGACGUUUUCGUCUAGCUAAGGACAAAAUGAUCUAUUGUUCCGGCUAGCCAAACUCCCACAGACAUGAGCAUCAUAUAGCCUUUUUUUUUUUUUUAAUCUUUGUUCUCGUCCCACCAGUAUUGCGCGAACCAUCCAGCAAACGUAACCGAAAAUGAGGAUUGUUUAAGGGAAACGCUGUACUGGUGGUCGGAGAGGGCAGCGAUAGCCUCGCGAUACGGGCUCGGCUGCUGACUGUGUCUCUGUGCUGAUUCAAUUAGCGACUGUCCGCGGAUCGCCGAAAUAAACCCAGGGCUGCGGAAGGCUGAAGCUCCGGAGACGAUGUCCUCACGCGCCGCGCUGCAGCCGGGGAACGACAGGAAUGCAGACCACCAUGCCUCGCUCUCAGCCAGUCGCUCAGAGAAGGGCUCGGGAUGGUCGAGUCGCUCACUCGGAGCCCGUUGCCGGAAUUCCAUCGCCUCCUGCUCGGACGAACAGCCUCACAUCGGCAACUAUCGGCUGCUCAAGACCAUCGGCAAAGGCAAUUUCGCCAAAGUGAAGUUGGCACGCCAUAUAUUGACCGGCAGGGAGGUUGCAAUAAAAAUCAUUGACAAAACCCAACUCAACCCUACAAGCCUACAGAAGCUCUUUCGAGAGGUACGGAUAAUGAAGGGUCUCAACCACCCAAACAUAGUUCAGCUCUUUGAAGUGAUUGAGACAGAGAAGACGCUUUACCUUGUGAUGGAAUACGCCAGUGGUGGUGAAGUGUUUGACUACCUCGUAUCCCACGGGAGAAUGAAGGAGAAGGAGGCGCGUGCUAAAUUCCGACAGAUCGUGUCUGCGGUUCAUUACUGUCAUCAGAAGAAUAUUGUUCACAGGGACCUGAAGGCGGAAAACCUCCUGCUUGAUGCAGAUUCCAACAUCAAGAUUGCUGACUUUGGCUUCAGUAAUGAAUUUACGCUGGGUAGUAAACUGGACACGUUCUGCGGCAGCCCCCCAUACGCCGCCCCAGAGCUCUUUCAGGGGAAGAAGUAUGAUGGGCCAGAGGUGGACAUCUGGAGUCUGGGGGUUAUACUGUACACACUGGUCAGCGGAUCACUGCCCUUUGAUGGACAAAACCUCAAGGAGCUGCGUGAGCGUGUGUUGAGGGGGAAAUACCGUGUGCCAUUCUACAUGUCUACUGACUGUGAGGGCAUCCUGCGCCGGUUCCUCGUGCUCAACCCCACCAAGCGCUGCACCCUGGAGCAAAUCAUGAAAGAUAAGUGGAUCAAUGUCGGGUACGAAAACGACGAGCUGAAGCCUCAUGUAGAGCCUGUGGAGGAUUAUACUGACAGCAGCCGUAUAGAUGUGAUGGUAGGAAUGGGUUACACCCGUGAUGAAAUCAAAGAUGCCCUGAGCACACAGAAGUACAAUGAGAUAUUUGCCACGUAUCUGCUGCUAGGCCGCAAGAAUGAGGAUGGCAUGGAGUCCCGGUCGACCAGCAGUCUGUCUCUUGUACGGGUGCGGCCCAGUCCCAUCACGAAUGGCACCAGCAAACACUCCUCCACCUCCUCCUCCAGCUCCACCUCUGCCUCCAGCCACACUAAACCCCAGCGCAGUGCCUCCACCUACCACCGCCAGAGGAGGCACAGCGACUUCUGUGGGCCAUCGGUGCCAGUAACCCAUCCCAAGCGAAGCCCCACCAGUACAGGAGAGGGGGAUCUAAAAGAGGAACGUCUGCCCUCGAGGAAGGCCAGCUGCAGUGUGGUGGGCAGUCGCAGCAUCCCCCCGUCGAGCCCCAUGGUCAGCACAGCCAACAACCCCAACAAAGCUGAGAUCCCUGACCGCCGCAAAGACAUCAAUGCAACAACGAACAACAUCCCUGCCAGUGCCAUGACCCGUAGAAACACUUAUGUGUGUACGGACCGUACGAGCACCGACAGACACUCCUUACUACAGAAUGGGAAAGAGAACAGCUCCUUGUCACAUCGAUUACCUCCAGCAUCCCCGUCCACCCACAGUAUCUCUGGGGCCGGGGCCUCCAGCUCUGCAUCUUCCGAGCGUUCUCGGUUGACGAGGGGCUCCACUAUCCGCAGCACGUUCCAUGGGGGCCAGCUCCGGGACCACCGGCCUCCCACCCAUGCACCCCCCACCUCACCCACCCUCUCCCAUGAAGCCAGCCCUCUGCCUCACUCCCGUAGCCGUGCAACCACAAACCUGUUCACUAAGCUGACCUCAAAACUUACCCGCAGGGUCAAUCUUGACCCCUCUAAGCGCCAGAGCUCAAACAAGUCAGUCUCGGGCUGCACUCUGCCACAGGGAUCAAAAACAGUUAACGAACCUGAGAGAGUCUGCAGAUCUCCGGUCACAAGUCGCUAUCUAUCUGGGUAUCAAAAAGCGACAGAGCCCCGGACCCCCCGAUGCGGCUGGGAUGUGAAGGUGCGGAGCCCGCGGGACCCGGCCGAGGUGGUUCUGGCUCUGCGGGAGGCGGCGCAGGGCUGCGGUUGCCAGGUCCACCAGGCCGGGCCCUUCCUCCUCUCCUGCACUCACGGAGCCGCCGGCUCCCGCGUUGCCUUUGAAGCAGAGGUGUGCCAGCUGCCCAACGGCCCCGCCGAGACAAGCGGUGUUCGAUUUAAGCGCCUGUGGGGGGCACCGCUUGCCUUUCGGGACAUCGCCACCAAAGUGUCCAAAGAACUCGAACUCUGAGGGCAAGAGGGGGUGGAGGGCAGGGACAAAAGCAUGGGACAGAAAGAUGGGAUGAGUAGACGUAGCCCCGCCCACACCCCCGCCCCCUCUAAGCCUACAAAGACUGGCACACAUACAUUGAAAACUGGGCACCUGCUCACACAAAAGCCCUGCUGAAGGAACUCCCUUUACCAGGCCUGUUUUACCGCUGAUUUGACCUGGUAUCUUAGCCAUGUUGUUUUAUAACACCCAUUUUUUGUCACGUGUUCACUCUAUACAUUGUCAUUCCUUUUUAACUGCUGCUAUUUAACUCAUUUUUUGAUUUCUAAUCUUCCGCUGUGCCAGUGAGAAGAGUAUGUUUAAUUUUAUCCUCGUUUAAAUAACCAUAUUCACAAAAAACACGUGUGAAAGCCACACCAUUUCGAACCGUAGACAACAUGCGGAAGUGCUAAAAGUGAUAGCGUUUUCUCCUCAUUUUUUAAUGAUCUUGUUGGUUGUCAAACUUGCUAGUGAUGCAGGUUGAGUAGGUGAUGUCUGCUUUCCUGAGCCUCCUUGUUUUUAGAUUUGUCAUAUUACAUGGUCACACCGUAGCACUUUAGGGUUGAGUGAGCAACAUCACCUGUUUAAAAGCAGUUCUCCCUUCAAAUGGUGCAAUUUAUCCUGUUGAGCCAAGUCGAGACACAAUGCUCUUUGCGUUGCUCUUGUAUGUGUUACGCUGAUGAGAAACCUCUGUUAUCUUGCCGGAAGUGCACUCUGCUGAAUGGCCACAAACAGACUGUUGACUUUGUUUAUCUCUGAUUUGACAUUGUAAGUCCUCGUCAAGAUUGGAAUAUGUCUGAGCUGUGCAAUGUGAGAAAAUGCAAGAAUGAUUAAUACAGCAUUUGUCUGAAAUCCA
Messenger RNA from Onychostoma macrolepis, 4377 nucleotides. RefSeq names its product MAP/microtubule affinity-regulating kinase 4b (gene mark4b). Gene Ontology annotation, molecular function: ATP binding; protein binding; tau-protein kinase activity. Gene Ontology annotation, biological process: protein phosphorylation; microtubule cytoskeleton organization; intracellular signal transduction. NCBI's taxonomy places the organism in Eukaryota, Metazoa, Chordata, Actinopteri, Cypriniformes, Cyprinidae. The record is from RefSeq and is a predicted model, not a curated record. Gene Ontology annotation, cellular component: cytoplasm. The transcript has 18 exons. Bases 1161 to 3503 code for a protein of 780 amino acids.